This is a messenger RNA of Paramisgurnus dabryanus, 4010 nucleotides long. Its product is annotated as ly6/PLAUR domain-containing protein 1-like. Lineage: Eukaryota; Metazoa; Chordata; Actinopteri; Cypriniformes; Cobitidae. The record is from RefSeq and is a predicted model, not a curated record. Gene Ontology annotation, molecular function: acetylcholine receptor inhibitor activity. Gene Ontology annotation, biological process: acetylcholine receptor signaling pathway.
ACUUCAUUCGGACGCGAAUCACGCCCGUUAAAGUCAGUCGCGCGAGCGUCACGUGCGGUGGGUAAUAACGGGAAUCGUCUGUACGGUCAGUGUGUGUGUGUGUGCGCGCGCGCGCUCGUGUGUCUGUAGGGAUGGACGCGUCGGCGCGGCGGUGAGCGGCAGCGGCUCCGUUAUGCGGCGUUGUGAGACUUUACUGUUACUGUUGAUCAUCCUGACGGCGGCUGUGAGUGCAGCGCUGCAGAUUCAAUGCUAUCAGUGUGAAGAUGUUCGGCAGGACGACUGCUCAUCUCCAGAGUUUAUCGUCAAUUGCACAGUCAACGUUCAGGACAUGUGCCAGAAAGAAGUGCUGGUCAUGGAGGACGGAAUUCACUACAGGAAGUCAUGUGCAUCAUCAGGGGCGUGUCUAAUUGCAUCAUCUGGAUAUCAGCAGUUCUGCACCGGGAAGCUGAACUCCGUCUGUAUCACCUGCUGCAACACACCGCUCUGCAACGGCCCACGACACAAACGACGAGCGCUGUCCUGCGCCUUCUCUCUGCCCUCCAGCAUUCCCACAAUCCCCCUGCUCGCCUUCAUCCAACUCUGUCUCUCUUCCUUCUUGCACUGACAGAUGUUCACCUCUCUCUCUCUCUCUCUCAGUGUCUGUUCUUCUGUCUUUUUUUCUGUCUGUCUUUCUGUUGGUCUCUAUUGUCACAUACAGGGUUCAAAAUUAACCCUCACCAUGCAAUGUUUUUGAGUAAAAAUUUGUCUAUUCAUAUCUUGGAAGUUGGCUCUUAAAUUUCAUAAUACGCUGUUAAAAUAGAUUUUUAGGAAUUAUAAUUAGAUUUACAGACAUGCUUGAGUAAGUUUUAUUUAUGAAGCACUUUUCCCAGUUAAAACAACAUUAAACGUGAAGCAGAGGCUCUUGUAUCACACUGAAGGGGUUAAUUUCACAAGAACAACCUGCUGCCUAUACAUUAUUCGGCUUAUUACACGGCUAUUUUCCUAAUACGUAAGGAGACACACUAUUUGGUUUAAUCAUUUGUAAAUCUAAUGUCAUACAGUAUAUGUUAUUAACUCUUUCCCCGCCACUGAGAAACCAUUUAGAAAAAACGCUUCCCUGCCAAUGACAAACUUUACACCAAUCCAUUUUCCAAUAUUAUCCACUAAGUGGCGCUCUUACCCAACUUAUAAAACACUGAAACAUCCACUGAUCCAAAAACAGUAAAAACUCUGAUCAUCGCUCUAAAUACGAUCUCCAACAAAAGUAAAAAAUGCAAUUAUCUCAGUUUUUUGUUCAAAACUUGGUAUUUGUUAAGAAACCUCCCCAUAUUUGAGAGGUGAUAAAAGAGAACAAAUCAAGAUAGGAUGAAACUUGUUCUUAAAGCAGAUGAUCUUUUAUUUCAUUUGAUAUAUUCUAUGUUUAUAUAUUUAAAGAAGAACAUUGUUUUAAAAGGCAUUCAACUUUUCUGAAAAUCAUAAAAGAUGCUGGUGCUGGCUGGCAAUUUUUUUUAAAAAGCUGGUGGGGAAAGAGUUCAAAUUAUUUGUGGAUUAUUAAACUGUACCUGUCAAAAUUAUUUGCAGCAUUCUGGUUCCUGUGUAUUAAUAGUUUGUAGUGGUUUUUAUCUGGGAAUAACAAACCUGCAGUCAGAAUCAAGCAUUCCAAGGAGCUGUGUAAUAAAUGUCUAAAAGCACCACGAGCUGUUAAUACUUUACUCAAGAAAACAAUUCAUUUACCACAGCAGAAAAUGUCCCAUUAGAAGUAAAACACUGGAGAUAUUUGUGCAGAACUUCAUGUGGUGAAAUGAUACAGAUUUAUCUUAAAAAUAAACAAUAAAAGCAAAAUCAUCAUACAUUUUAACGUUUUGUAAUCCGUCCACUUCGCCGAAAUAAAGCAUAAAUCAAAAUAAAUCAGUCCUUCAGCUGAAGAAGCUAAAAAUCUAAAAAUUUCCUUUCCAAAUGUAUUUGUAUAUUUGUAUAGCAUUGCCUCUGAAAUAAAUACAUGUGGGUACUAAAAUCUUAGUUUUUUCACAGUUUCAACAACUUUUAAACAAGUCCCCAAAACUGGUCAAUACAGAAACAGCAGAAUAUACAAAAUACAAUCAUCAUGCAUGUUGAUUCAGCAUGAAGUAAUACAUUUUACAAUUGCUGAAACUGCAUUAGCUGUUUUCUGUUCUGAGUUAGGUUUCAAUUUAUACAGCAAAAAAGUAUUUUUAUGUAAAAUAUAAGAUUUUGAAGUUAUCAGUGUGUCCAAUCCUUCAUGACCGUGAAAGAAAGUAAUCAGUGUAUUUUUUCUCUCUCUUUUUUUGAAAGAGCAAACUGUUUUGGUCAUAGUGACCUCAAUGUCCGCAUGCUUUACUCAUUUGCUUUACAUUUCAAGUCACUCAAUGGACCUGAUUUUAUAUCGUUGAUGACACGUUUCCAGAGCUAUCAUAUCACAAAACUUAAAUUACACAUGACGUUAUGCUUUGUGUUUUUAUUACCUUAGCGAUAAAUGACAAAAACUAUAGUUUAUGCUGCUGCGAGGGUGUUUCUAAUACAAUGACUGAGAAAGUGAUGGCAGUGAAAGUCAUAAAAACACAUAUCAUUUUUUUCCUUUUCCAAAUUUUACAACUUACUUUUGUAAAAGUAAUAAAAACUUCAGUAUUGACACUUUAAAAAUUCAAAUGAGGUUUUAUGACAUUAGGGCAAAAUUAUUUAACCAUACAGUCCCACGAGGGAAGACUGAAUCAUUUAUCUUCAUGGUCACAUGGUUUGGUUUGGGGUGUGGCAGCAUCAGUCCAGAGAUGGUUUGUGUGUUUUGAUAUUGACAAAAAAUGUGAGACAGCAUUUUUAUGAAUUCUUAAAAAAAUCAAAAAGGCCAGAAAAAACAUGUCAGCUACAUUUCUUAAAGACUUGACAAGGCUCAUUAGAAUAAAGGGCUUUAAAAACAUUUAGUUGUUUAUUUUCUAAGUGAAGGUUUAAGGGUUUGUCACUAUCCUGUCAGCUUUUAUGUAUUUUUAUUUCUUGUUUAUUGUGAUAGGAUGGUGGCAUUGCUGCCUCUCCUGUGUUGUCAUGUGGAGGAGCUACUGACCUCUGUUUUGUGUGCUAUGUGUUUCCCUGUUUUUCUUGUCUGGCCCCGCCCCCUUGUUCUCUAGGUAAUGAAUCAUUACUAGUUACUCUUCUCUUACCUGUUUACCUUGAUUAGUUUCCCUAUUUAAUGUCCGGGGCGCGUUCAAGUUCAAACCGAUGUGCAACGUUUUGCUACUGUUUCAGGAACAGGGUUUGAGAUACGUUUUCUCUUGUUUGGUGGGUGUGUCAGAACUGCAGUCCAAUCAGCAGCAACAUGUAAAUAAACCAGAAGUUAUUAAAGAAACAGCUCAUACAAUGGGUCCAAGUUGAAAUGUGCUCUUUUUUUCUGGACAUCAAGGGCAAUGACUGUAACAGCAAGCAUAUUUUACAGUAAUAAACAAAUAUUUCAUCAAGCUCUGGAAGCAUUUAAAACAGAAUCUGAAGAAUGGCCUUCUCGGCUACUGUAGUUGCAACUCAUGCGUCAUCACAACCGGGUGUUCAACACAUCACCGUUUCUCUUUAAAAAACAUUCUGCUACGUUUGGUUGGGACUGAAUGCAGCCCUGAUGUUUUCAGUCUUGUGCUCGUUCAUUGUCUUUAAUCUCUUCACUGUGUUUGGUACCUUGGUUUUUUGCCUUGUUUGCUCCCUUGAGGGCUUUCUGUUAUUUAUAAAUCUCACUUGUGCUUCGAGCUGCCUGCGUUUGGGUUCUGUCUUUGAAAGUCAUGACAAGGUUAGACUGAAGGAGGAGACACACCACUCAUAUCAAAGUUAUUACAUGAUUUCUUUAUAUUGCCUCAUAUAAUGAACUUGAUUUAUGUUAAUGUGUGUCAGUUUUCCAUAUAUUUUGCACCACUUCUGUAAAAUGAAUCAUAAAUGAAAUUUAUUCAAAAUAAUCCUGCAUACAGUUUUUCAGCUGUAGCCUUUUAGAUACACAGAUAGAAACUCUGAAACUCUCAUGUGAUAUUUUGUGUGUGUGUGUGUGU